AGCGGAAUGGAGCGGAGCGGAGUGGAGUGGAGUGAGUGAGGGAGUUGAGGCCACCCACCCACUCUUUCCCACAGCAGGUUUUUCCCACGCCCUCGAGGGUAACCCCAACAUCCUUUAGCGGCAGCAAUUCCAGGCGUCGUAGCUGGGAAGCGGGGCCGGCGGGGACGGAGUAGAGUGGGAGACGAAUGCCCAGGCCAGACCGGGGCAUUGUAGAACAGUAAAACAAUAGAAACUGCAGCCACUUACGGCAGAAUAAUAACUCUACGCCGUCGCGGGGGAUUGUUUAGUUCCAUCCCAGACUCUGACAUUGAACCAUCAUUGUCCGGCAUGCAUACGCCCGUAUGUAUGUAGCAUACAGGCGAUAAAAUGUUACACACGGCUCGGACCACUUUUAACUAAUAAAACCUAUCGUCGCUGCCGCGGGGCGACGGUGGCGAGUCUCGCGAACUCCGUUUUUAAUUGCCGUUCAGCGCAUUGCUCGUCGUCCCCUUGUACCUAAGUAAUUGUUCUCUGUCAAAAGUUCUUCGAGUCGGAGUGUUCGGUGCAGAUUUCCUCACCAUAGAACCGGCGACGCAUGCACAUACUUGCAUAGCUCAUAGAUACGCUCGUAGGGCCAAUCGACGUCGGAUGGUGCGGUGAGUUUGCGCGAGCGUUGGCAGAACUGUCGGAAAAUUCGUAAAGUGAACAGGUGUUUUUUGAAUGGAUUAAUUGUUAGCAAAAGACAGGCAGGCAAGUAGGCUACAGUUGUGUGCAGUGUAUUGCAGUUAGUUAUUCUCGGGACCGCCGCGAUGCUCCCGAAGUAAUAAAAGCUAACGAAUUGAGCUAUGGAUGCCAAAGCGGGCGUCUGUACCGAAAACAUUUCUCAACCUCGUAUAUACCGAAUCGAAAGAACCGACGAAACACGGCUGGACAUGGAUAAAGCCGUUCGCAGCAGUGAAAAAUAAGAUGAAGAGCUGACUUGCCGGCAAGUGGCAGGAAUCAUAUCCACUUCCGAGGAUGUAACUGGUGCCCCAAAAAGUGGUGCUCAGAAAUUGGUUUCCCGCCUGGAUAGUAACGAGUGUAAAUAUGCCGCAUCAGUUUGGGCUGCCUGCAAUGGCGCACGGCAUGCAGUCUCCCCCAUCUCCGUCGGCCGUGUCGUCAGCCUAUCCUAGAUUUGCCUCAUCCGGAGUGUACAGAUCGGAUACGGACCAGCGGUUGACGCGCGAAGCGAUGGAGCGCUACCUCCGCGAUCGAAGUGACAUGGUGAUAGUGAUCCUGCACGCUAAGGUAGCACAGAAGUCGUAUGGCAAUGAGAAGCGGUUCUUCUGCCCUCCGCCAUGUAUAUACCUCUUUGGGGAUGGCUGGAGAAUGCGUCAGGAACAGAUGUUGCGUGAGGGGGAGUCUGAACAGUCGGCCCAGCUGUGCGCGUUCAUUGGUAUCGGCAACUCGGACCAAGACAUGCAGCAGCUCGACCUCAACAACGGGAAGCAGUAUUGCGCUGCUAAGACUUUGUACAUAUCAGACUCUGACAAGCGAAAACAUUUUAUGCUGUCGGUCAAAAUGUUUUAUGGUAGCGGACACGACAUAGGUGUAUUUCACAGCAAAAGGAUAAAGGUGAUAUCGAAGCCUUCAAAGAAGAAGCAAUCCCUCAAGAAUGCCGAUCUAUGCAUCGCUAGUGGCACCAGGGUCGCCCUGUUCAAUCGUCUCAGGUCUCAGACUGUCAGCACUAGAUACCUCCAUGUUGAGAACGGCAAUUUCCACGCCAGCUCGACCCAGUGGGGAGCCUUCACCAUACAUCUUUUAGACGACAAUGAAAGCGAGUCCGAAGAGUUUCAGGUACGGGAUGGGUACGUUCACUACGGGAGUACGGUGAAGUUGGUCUGUUCGGUAACAGGCAUGGCCUUGCCGCGUCUGAUAAUCAGGAAGGUAGACAAGCAGAUGGCAAGUCUGGAAGCAGAUGACCCUGUUUCUCAACUGCACAAAUGUGCUUUCUACAUGAAGGACACGGAUCACAUGUACCUUUGCCUAUCCCAGGAGAGAAUCAUACAGUUUCAGGCAACGCCAUGCCCCAAAGAAGCCAACAAGGAGAUGAUUAAUGACGGUGCCUGCUGGACCAUCAUAAGUACAGACAAAGCAGAGUACCAGUUCUUCGAGGGAAUGGGGCCUGUCCGUUCUCCUGUAACUCCAGUCCCCCUGGUUCACAGCCUACAUUUAAAUGGUGGUGGCGACGUGGCGAUGCUCGAACUAACUGGGGACAAUUUUACACCAAAUUUACAAGUGUGGUUUGGCGAUGUUGAGGCCGAGACAAUGUACAGGUGCCAAGAGAGCAUGCUGUGUGUUGUUCCAGACAUUUCCUUGUUCAGGGGGGAAUGGCUCUGGGUUAGGCAGCCCACGCAAGUCCCAGUUUCGCUAGUCAGGAAUGAUGGGAUUAUUUAUGCAACGGGACUGACGUUCACUUACACCCCUGAACCUGGGCCACGGCCUCACUGUCCUCCUGCUGACGAGAUAAUGAGAGCGCCAAGGUCCAUGCACGAUCCGAGUCUACCUCCUGCCAUUGCCGACGUUCCCUGGACCAUUCACCAUCAGCAGCCUCAGUCGGGACUCUGAUGUAUCGCGCACUGCCAGAAUCUGAGCAGUGGAUCGGCUUCUAUUGACAGCUAUAGUGACAGUGACGGUGAGAAUAGCUGUAGUGGUGAAAGUUUUUUGCGGCAAACUGACGAGACUCUUAGGAGGUGGGUGUGAUAUAUGCAGCGACAAUUUUAGGUGACACCGAAUUAUAGAAAUGGUUAUUAUCUAUAAAAUUUGUAUGAAUCUGGGUCACUGAGUACAGUGCUGCUGUUCGU
This is a messenger RNA of Diprion similis, 2822 nucleotides long. It is a transcript of the gene Su(H), whose product is annotated as suppressor of hairless protein. Lineage: Eukaryota; Metazoa; Arthropoda; Insecta; Hymenoptera; Diprionidae. The transcript is spliced from 3 exons. The coding region runs from base 1066 to 2586 and encodes 506 amino acids. Gene Ontology annotation, molecular function: DNA-binding transcription activator activity, RNA polymerase II-specific; RNA polymerase II cis-regulatory region sequence-specific DNA binding. Gene Ontology annotation, biological process: regulation of transcription by RNA polymerase II. Gene Ontology annotation, cellular component: nucleus. The record is from RefSeq and is a predicted model, not a curated record.